ACGUUCCAGUUGGACCGCCGGGGGACAGCGCGCGACCUUGGGGACGUUGCCAUGGAUUUGACGCGGCUGGCGGUGGAUGCUGGUCAGUUCAUCAACCGGGCUGUUCAGUACACGGGGGAGAGUAUUGGCCAGGCGGACAAGACAGAGUUGGACCCCGGUCUGGAGGAGCUCCUGGCCCGGGCAGACGCCACCAAGACCUGCACGGACAAGAUAAUCUCCCAGACUGAGGUUUUACUGCAGCCUAACCCCGGAGUGCGGUUCGAGGACCGGCUAUAUGAGCAUCUGGAUUGGAGAGUCCCACCUCGGCCUCACGCCCUUGAGGUUCUGGGAGAUCAAAUGACCCAGGCUGGGCUAGAGAUUGGGUCCAACACUCCCUAUGGAACUGCACUGCUAAGGUGUGGAGAGGUUCAGAAGCAGUUCAGCGAAGCAGAGAGAAAGUUUGUCCAAAGCACUAACAUCCACUUUCUCACCCCUCUGAGGAGUUUCACUGAGGGGGAAUAUAGAGCCAUACAGGAUGAGCGCAGGAUGUUGCUGAACAAGCGUUUGGACUUGGACAUAGCUAAAACUAGGCUGAGGAAAGCCCACGAGGCCGACCGAGAGGACAGUAACCUGAAUGCAAACCCACUGGACGAGGACUACUUGUCUCAUGUCUCCUACAUGUUCAGCUUCCUGCGUGUUAAAUGGCUGAAGAUAUGGGCUCAGCAAAUCGCUCAGGCAGAGAUGGAACUGAGAAUCUGUCAGAGUCUGUUCGAUCGACAGUCAGAAAUUACAAGACGGCUUCUGGAAGGAAUAAACAACACUCACACAAACCACAUGCGGAGCCUGACUGACUUUGUGGAGGCUCAGGCCUGUUACUUUGACCAGUGCAAUCAUAAUGCUCAGGAGCUUCAGAAACAGCUGGCAAGCAUUCCAACAGUCCUCUGCUCCAAUAACUGGCAGUCAGCAAUUAGUAAUCAGCAAUUAACCAGCAACCAUGUAGCCAAUGAGCCCAUUGGGAUAAAUCAGGUCACUCCACUUCCCGUAGUUGUCCAUCAGCUUCCAGACAUCAACCAGGACUCAUGGACUGCAAAUCCACCACCCGGAACUGGAAAAAGAACAACAGAUUCCCCUGUAACCACACAGCCACCGGACGAGACAAAUAACAACAAUAACAACAACAUUUGCUCAAGUGACAGCCAAGAAAUCAGGUACCGUUCAACAGCCAAUCAAGCAUUUGAUUAUGUCUGUACAUCAAAUUCAGACAGUCACACAACCGAUCACGUCUCAGCAGCCAACAGGACAGUCAGCACACACACGACAACUAACAGAACAACUGCUGAGUCUCCAGCUUCAAGCAAGACAGUGACAUUCAGUGCAACAGCUGCAAUAACCAAUGGUGCAGCCAGUGCAAUGACAACAACAUCCUCUCAACCUUCACAACUCAGUGGAAGUGUGAACGAGUCUCAAACAGCAAAUGCAGUGGCUAGUGAGACCAUGACAACCAAUGCCAUGGCUGAUGAGCCCCAAAAAACCAAUGAAACAGCUAAUGAGCAGCCCACCAUCAAUGGAGAAGAUGUCCAGGAGUCAUCAUUAGCUAGUCAGGAUAUGGUUCAGUAGAGACUAAUAUCUGGUGGGGGAUGUCACGCCAAGCCAAAGCAUGUCAGUCUGGGACUGGCUUUAAUGAAGCUUCAGCUGAAUUACACCACUGGUAAAUGACAUCAUAGAGCUGAGAACAAAUACUUUAUUAGAAAAGUAUAGAUGCACAAUCAUUAUAGCAUGUGGUACAGUAAAAAAGACUUUAAUUAAUCCCAUAGGGAAGAUAAUGUGAAGUGGUUGUAAAAGUGCUUAUUUUUCUAAACAUGAUAUAGUGCCACAAUAAUUUUAGCUUUUAGGAUUAUUCAUCUUAUUAUUAUUAAUUAUUAAUGUUGUGUGAAAACGAUGAGUGUUGCGUAUCAGUUCUGUCUUGUGGCAGUAGAAAUAAUGUUUUCUGGCCUCAGGCUACAAGUCGAAGCCUCACUGAAUUACUUUAUCUGCAGCCUGUGACUGUGAAAUGAUGAUUUCAGUCAAUAUCUGUGGAAUUAAAACUUUAUUUUCACAUUUAGCAAAAUGAGAACUAAUUAACAUAGGAAAACUAAUCAAGCUUUGUGCCAAGUGUAUGUGUGUAGAUUUGUUGGUGUGAAUAUAUUAAUUCAUGUAUGUGUGUGUUUGUGUCCAUGUCUGUCAGUGACCCAUGUGCACUUGUGCUUACAGCCCAUCCAAACCUGUGACACCUUUAGAAAGAAGUGUGUGUACGUGUAUGUGACCUUCUACAAGCUGAGGUCAUUUUCCAUAUGAAACAUGUCACUUGUGUGUUGGGGAGCCCAGAGAGGUGACGAAACACCAGGUUAAACAGGAUCUUUAUGCUGUAGCACGGUUCAAAAUACUCUUCCUCAUUCACGCUCUGGGUGUUGCCCCCUACAAACGCUCAAAUCACGCACUCACUUUUACCCUUUUACCCCCUUAAAGCCCCCGUUAGGUGAAAUGGGUAAAAGUUUUCCAGAUGUUGUUAAUUUUCUUCGUGAGGGCAGCCCUGCUCUACUGUGAUGUGGGUCCACUCUGGGGACCCUGGAAGGAAACACACACAAUUUAGCAUUGGCCCUACUGAUGUAAUCAGCCACUGACUCUAUCCUCUAUGGUUUUGUCCCAAUACGUAAAGAUGCGUGUGGUUUUGGAUAGCUACAGUAUUCACAUUGUAGUUGCUGCCUGCCAGUUUUCAACUGUGCGUACAUGCAGUCAUGUUUCAGUCACAUGUUGUUCAUUGAGCUGAUGUCAGUGCGACACUGGAGUUUUCACUUUUCUCAUCUGAAAAUGUGGAAAAAUAAA
This is a messenger RNA of Xiphias gladius (swordfish), 2841 nucleotides long. RefSeq names its product endophilin-B1-like. Bases 52 to 1596 code for a protein of 514 amino acids. Gene Ontology annotation, molecular function: protein binding. The record is from RefSeq and is a predicted model, not a curated record. Gene Ontology annotation, cellular component: cytoplasm. NCBI's taxonomy places the organism in Eukaryota, Metazoa, Chordata, Actinopteri, Istiophoriformes, Xiphiidae. The transcript is spliced from 10 exons.